AUUUGUACAACUUCUCUCGAAACACUCUCAUUUGAACUCCUACUACAAUGUCGAACGGAGUCUCCAUCGAAGAACUUCUGAGACAUCAGCCCGACAACGAUGACGACGUUGAACGUAUUUCAUUCCGCAAAGUCAAGCCCAGUCUGGAUAUCGUCGACCCGGAUCCCACCUGGCCCUCCAGCUAUGAUCUCUUCGCCUCACGUAUCGUUGCUGCUCUUGGGCCACCAUCACCCAGCAGAGCGGAACCUGGAACAAAUCACCUCGUUUCUGUCUCCCACGUAGGAUCAACCUCGGUCCCUGGGCUUCCCGCGAAAGCGAUCAUUGACAUCGACGUCGUAGUUCCAGACAUCAAUGACGAGAGCGCCUACAUUCCCGCGCUGGAAGCCCAAGGCUUCCAGUUCAACUUGCGGGAGCCCAAGUGGUAUAGCCACAGGUUCUUUACCGCUUCUGAGCCCAUGUUCGCGAACGUGCAUGUUUGGCCACCUGCAUCUCCGGAGGUAGAGCGACAUCGCAUUCUCAAGGAGUGGUUGAUAGGAAAUUCAGAGGACAGAGAACUGUAUGCGAAGAUCAAGAAAGAGAGUAGUGAGGCAAGCAAGCUGGCUGGAGAGUCAAUGAUGCAGUACACUUACAGGAAAGAUGCCGUGGUUAGGGAUAUUUUGCAUAGAGCUUUAGAUCACUUGAAAGCUCAGCUUUCAAGCAAUUCGGCUACGUUGGAUGAGGGCAAGAUAGCGUGAGUGAUAGGAGUGUUAAUGAUUCAAGCAGCGUCUCCAGCUGCCCAGCCAAUAAACAGCCU
Mollisia scopiformis is the source of this 793-nucleotide messenger RNA. RefSeq names its product UPF0157-domain-containing protein. The record is from RefSeq and is a predicted model, not a curated record. The transcript has a single exon. NCBI's taxonomy places the organism in Eukaryota, Fungi, Ascomycota, Leotiomycetes, Helotiales, Mollisiaceae. Bases 48 to 734 code for a protein of 228 amino acids.